Fukomys damarensis (Damara mole-rat) is the source of this 2024-nucleotide messenger RNA. RefSeq names its product phosphatidylinositol 4-phosphate 3-kinase C2 domain-containing subunit gamma-like. NCBI's taxonomy places the organism in Eukaryota, Metazoa, Chordata, Mammalia, Rodentia, Bathyergidae. The record is from RefSeq and is a predicted model, not a curated record. The transcript is spliced from 9 exons. The coding region runs from base 346 to 1644 and encodes 432 amino acids.
UAGGGGAGCAGGGGUGUGACUUGAAGAGGAGAGAAGGAGCCUGGCUGCUCCUCUCCUUCUCUGAGUCUCUUUUGAGUCUCCGCCACCGUUCAAUGAGCAGCUUUGCUUUACCGUGUGCUUCGUGAUAUUCUGCCUGGAGCAACGGGGCAACCUGACCAUGGGCUGCAGUGAAACCUUCCUCCUUAGAAGUUGAUUGAUCUCGCGCAUUUUGUCACGGAGACUAACACACCUUCAUAACUCAUAAGAGAUGGGCUACGGAAAAGGAGGAAAAGUUCUAUCCUUUUAUGCUACAACCAAGGAGAUAUUUGUAGCCAAGUCAACCCUCUCAGUUCCAUAAAAUGAAGAAUGGCGUACAGUUGGCAGUCAGAUCCAAAUCCCAAGCAACCACAUGAAGAACAGUAUGAACACCGAGAUUUUCACUCUGUAAAUCAAUCUCGUUCUAGCCAAGUCAGUCUGGGUUUUGAUCAGCUCGUAAAUGAAAUCAGUAAUAAAAUUCCACUUCAUCAGAGUAAUACUGAAGAAAACACCUUUUAUGUGCCCAGUGAACUAAACUGGGACUCAAAAAGACAUUCAUUGGCUGGAACACACCAAAUAUCCGUGAAUGAAUUUCCUUCUAAACGCCCAGAAGUCUCUUGGAAUCAAUGUGGGAAAACUGCAGCUAUUGGUUUUAAUCUUUCUGUGGGACCAAAACCAAAAGUGAUAAAUAAACAAAGCUCUUGGGAAAACUCCGUAAGAAAAUACCAGGGCUCUGAUGGUGCCAGAUUCAGUACUGUACAUCCAUCAUGCACUGAUGCAGAUGAAAUUAAUUCACAAAGAGAAUUGAGAAAUGAAAAUCAUAACUACAGUAUAGGAUUUGAAAAUAUCUCUCAUGUAUAUUCAUCCUUCUCAAUUGACUUCAUGCCAAAAGAUGAGAAUAAAAGUAAAAAUAUCAACACUGUAGAUCCUUCUCCAGUGCUCUUUAAAAAUUCUUUUUUGCCCAGAACAUGGGAAAGUACAUGGGCAGGAAACAUAGAGCCAAGAGGUUGUUCCAUUCAGAUUGCGGAAGUAUUGCAAGGCAGUAACAUGACCCUGGCCUCCUUUUGUGACAAAGUGAAAAAAAUAAAAGAGACCUAUCGUGCAGCUGACAUUAAUUCUAAUUCUGGAAAGAUAUGGAGCCCCGUUACUGCCUUUCCAUUCCAGCUCUUCGCUGAUAGCAAGUUCAACCUCAGUAUUUUUACUCAUAACUCAGGACAACUACUUCAUCUUACACCACAUGCUGAUUACCUUGUCAAAGACUUAAUUGCAGAAAUUCUACACUUAUGUACGAGUGACCACCUCUGUCCCAAAGAUCAUCUUCUCGGUGUAUGUGGUUCUGAAGAAUUUCUGCAGAUUGACCACUGUUUGGGGAGCCACAAAAUGUUUCAGAAAAAUAAAUCUGUUCAACUUCAUCUACAGAAAAAUAGGACAGCUCCAGGAAAGUUAUCUAGAAAGCCUGUUGAUGACCAUGGUGAGUUGCACCUGAACCAACUUCUAGAAUUUACACACAUUUGGAAAGUGUCCAGACAAUGCUUAUCAACUGCAAUAAAAAAAUAUGACUUCCACCUAAAAUACCUAUUGACAAUCCAGAGAAGAAGAGUCUUGAAGAAAGAUGAGGAAUGGGGAUAAAACUCAGCAGAGUCAGGACACAGCCUGGUGUGACUCAGAAACUAUAAAUUUUUGCUUGGCAAUAGAAAGGUCUCAAGGGGAAAGCUUGGAAGGAGGCCAGAGGAAAGGAGCAGACAAGGGCUAAAUUAUAUAGGAUUUUAAGGACAUUUUGUGGAUAAUUUAAUGAUUUUCUAACAUAUCACUUCCUGACCUGAAGCCAUUGCCACCGUAGUGUAAUGACUGAUGGAUUUUUACAGGACUCUUUUAUUAGCCCAAGGAAGGGACGAGGGUAUGGACUCCAGUGUGGACUCACAUUCUACUGGGAAGAGAAAUGAGGGGAAGACUGAUAAAAGGGGAAAAUGUGAGAUUAACAUGCUCGGGUGAAAGUCUAAGCAAUAAAA